AUAGCAUAGCCGCGGCGCCUUCGCUGUGUCGGAGGUCUGCGGGAGGAGCCUGCGGGUCCUGGAGACGAUCGCGGCCGGGGGAGCGCGCUGGGAGCACGUGGCCAGCACGGCGGGUCCCGGAGCUUCAAAUUUCAAGAAACGAUCAUCAUGAUGGAUCCGUCCAGGAGACGCGAGAGUGACUGGCAGGGUCUGGUCAGCGAGUUCCUGGUGUGCAAGCGCAAGCUGGAGAGCAAGAAGGAGGCGCUGCUCAUCCUCUCCAAGGAGCUGGACACGUGUCAGCAGGAGCGCGACCAGUACAAGCUGAUGGCCGGACAGCUGCGCGAGCGCCACCAGGCCCUCAAGCAGAAGUACCGGGAGCUCGUGGAUGGAGACCCGUCGCUUCCGCCUGAAAAGCGGAACCAGGUGAACCUGGCCCAGCUGCUGAGGGACGCGCGGGAGCGUAGCCGACAGCUGGCCGACGACGUCAAGGAGCUGCGGCAGCGACUGGCCGAGGCCCAGGGCGACAACAAGCUCCUAAGGAUGACCAUCGCCAGGCAGAGGCUGGGAGACGAGGAGGUGGGUGUCCGCCACUUCCCUCCGCAUGAGCGAGAGGACCUCGUCCAGCAACUGGAGAAGGCGGGGCUGCAGAACCAGGAGCUGGAACGAAGUCUGAAGGCGACGAGCGACGAGCUGCAGGACACCCAGGCCGAACGCGCCGCCUUGCAGGAGAAGGUGGAGCGCCUCAACCGCGAGCUCGUCCGUGUCCUGGGGGGCCACGAGGACCGCAUCGUCGACCUGGACGCGCUCUGCAUGGAGAACAGGUACCUGCAGGAGCGAUAUAAACAAGUCCAAGAGGAGCUCUGUCUGCUCAAGACCAGUCUGAUGAAGUACAAGAGUGCCUUGGAGGGGAGGAAGUUCUCCAAAACGGGCCCCCAGUCGACCAGCUGCAUGCUCACAGGGGUCAUCUCAGCCAGGCAAGUGCAGCAGCUGCUUUCUGAGGACAGCAGCACCAGGCUGUCCCCCACAGCCCAGUCCAUCUCAGAUCUGCGGUCUCUGGCCAGCGCCCUGCUGGAGACCCUCCAGGAGAAGAACAUGGUGGUGCAGCACCAGCGUCAGACCAACAAGAUUCUGGGAAACCGAGUGGCGGAGCUAGAGAAGAAGCUGAAGACGCUGGAGCUGUCGGGCCUGUGGAGUCUGCCAGGAUCAGAUGACAAGACAGAAAGUGGCGCAGUGUCGACAUGGGGACGGGGUGCAGCUGGUGCUGACAGCCACCCAAAAGUAUGGCGGGACUCCCGGACCGGUCCAGAUGGCAACGGUGCCAACGCGGACCCGCCUGUUUGUCCGCACCUGUCGCCGGGAGAUGUCCAUCAGCAAGGAGCCGAGAUCGCGAGGCUCACGGACGUGCAGGCCGUCUCUGAGCUGGGGGCCGUUCGCGCGGACCGCUUUGCUGCCGAGCGAGCCGAAGGGGUGCCGGAAGUCCCGACCGCCCCGCUCUCACGUGUCGGUGAAGUGGAGGGAGACGGGCAGAUGGCAGAAUCCCCAGUUGCCUCUCCCGUGUGGGUCCGGUCCCCAUCUGACCUCGCAUCCUUGCACUCAAACCCACAAGACCUGCUCCCCCAAGAAGAAGGAGAUCCCUCAGACUACACUGCUGGGGAAAAUCCUUAUGGGAUCACAGGUGCCCAGAUCUCCCUUUGCAAGGCAGGACAUAACACAGAAUCCUUAGCGCAGCCCUGUGAUGGCGGACACCCACGCGGCACGCUCUCGGGCCCCGACACCUCCGCAGAGCAAAGUAGCAGUUACUUCCACGAGAGCUUGGCGUAGUCUUCUCCUACGUACAAAAGGAGACUUUUGCAGUGCAGCUCCAUGCGUUCGUCUCUCUGCGGCGCGCCUUGUCCACGUGACCCACUUGGUGUGACAGUACCUCUGUACGUUACCUGUAGUGUAAGACAUCAGCAGGAGGCCAGAGAGCUGGGAUCAGACCCCUUACGCCGCAAACCCUGAAAUGUAUCAGCUGCAGAAGUAAUGGAUCAGUGAGCGGGUGUGCUUUGACUUUGUACUAUUCAGUUUGUGUGGUUUUGCGUUGGGGUUAGGAUUUUAAGAUCACUUUUCAGGGAACCUUUUUGGAAAAAUGGCAUUCUGCAGACCCACCCACCCGCAGAAAAGAGAGAAGUGAGAGUUAAACUGUGAUUUUGUGUCCAGAUUGGUGUGACUCAGGGCCCAGGUGUGGACACACAGCACUAGAACGGACGACAGAGGGUAUUGAUGGGACUCUCGAGGUGCCUGAUGGGUUUGCAGAUCUCAUGGGAUCCUCUCGAAUGGUAGUGGCUGUGAGCUCUUGCUGCGUCCUGCCGAGGGACGUUAAGCCGCCACUCCCGCCUAUCUGUGUGUCGAGAUGAGAAGCGCAUCAACAAUUUUCAGUUUUGUGUGGUCAGGUAACACGUCCUGAGCUUUUGUAAAGACGACGUUGGUGUCUCUGCGCUCCGUCUGCUGCCGGCCCAGAGCCCCUGUGUGACGCUGGACGCUGUCUGAAAAGUCUAAUGAGGUCAGAAGGGGGGACAAAAUGGACUGGAGUGGCAGAGCCAUCCAUUCUUCUGGAGGGUGCAAAUGCCCUUCUCUGGGGAUGAGCACAAUGGAAUCUGACUCUCCUCUUCCUUCUUAGAUGGACAAGCACAGUGCUCCAUUCUCCCGCCGGUCUUAGCCACGUCUAGUCUACGUAUCACCGCUGUCGGUCAGAGAGUUGUGCUUAUCGUUUAGUCACGGGUUACGUGGUUCAUGGUUAUUUAUGUUUCUGCAGCUCUUCGUAGCUUGUGCCCUUCUUUCCCUGGACUGGGAUGGGUGCACGCCUCUUGGUGUCCUUUUGUCAGCAGUCGUGUACGAAAGCGGAAAUGUGAGGGCAGGUGCCAUUGCGAAUGGGGGGGCUUGCAGAACUUCCACUUGACAGGGCUGGAAGAAAUGAUGCUAGGGGUCACCGCUGGGCAGCCCAUGCCAAAACCAAUAUGAAGGGCUGUCUCUCUGGCACAUGCACCCUGGGCCAAGAGUCCACCCGGGUGUGAUUGGCUGCCGGGGGUUCAGGGCAUCCUGGGUGGGAGGUGAGCCGAGUUGACAGCCACCAGCGUCUGCCUCUGGAGAAGCUGAGGUUGAGCGGGGCAGAUCUGAGCAUGGAGGGUAUAAUUAGGGGGCUCUUCUGGGAAAAUCGCUCAUCAGCUUGUUUUUUUCCCCUAUUUUUUUUAAACAAAAGCCAGAGGAGCAGCAGGGAGAGGCCAUGCCGUGCGCCGCUGGCUAGUGCCAGCCUACCGCACAUCGGAUUGUAGAGCGCAAAAUGCAGCGCCUUCCUGCCAGCCGGCUGUCUUGAAUUCUGUCGUCUUCUGUGGGUGGGCACAGCGUGGACCUGCAGUUCUGUGUAGAUCUUUUGGGAGAGUUCAUAUCGUUGUGAGCUGCAUAUUUGGAAUUGAUAGUUGACACGGCAGCUUUUGUGUUGGGAGUUGAUGCAGUGACAUGGAAAUGUAGGAUCUCUGCAAACAAUGGGCACAUUGAAAGGAGUGCUUUCUGGCUCAUGCCUUUAUUGCUGAAGGGCAGGGGUUUUCUGUAGUUAAGCUCCAUUCUAGCAGUUCGUAGGUGAUGUUGCUCAGGUCUUCAUAUAAAUCAUUUCCAUGUGAUCCUGAGUUUUUUUUUGUCCCUUCUGUGGAUAAUA
Scleropages formosus (Asian bonytongue) is the source of this 3670-nucleotide messenger RNA. RefSeq names its product coiled-coil domain containing 149a (gene ccdc149a). The coding region runs from base 148 to 1800 and encodes 550 amino acids. Lineage: Eukaryota; Metazoa; Chordata; Actinopteri; Osteoglossiformes; Osteoglossidae. The transcript is spliced from 11 exons. The record is from RefSeq and is a predicted model, not a curated record.